AUGGGGGAUAACAAUGGAGCCAUCGAAAACGUAGCAGGAAUUAUCAAGGGUGCCAAAGGAUCCGUUAAAAACAGCGUGAACUCGAUUGCACAGGGCGUUUCUAGACCACUAGAGAAUGUGGCUGAGUCUGUUGGUUUGUUGCGACAGGCGGACGAGACGUGGAUUGCGAAGAUGAACUCGCCGAAGCAGAUCCUUGGGGACUCGAUCGCGGUUGCUGUGGGCGUUGUUGGACUCAUCGCAGUAACCAACACCUACAACACCGUGCUGAGCACUAUGCAAAUGCGCGAUAAUCGGGACCUCCAUAAAACAAUAAAGAAUAUUAACCACAUGAUCCAGAUACAGUCGUGGUGCUCGGACGAGGAGCGAAUCGCAGUUCUACAAAGAGAAGGAUACGCGGUUGUGGUCACCAGACAGCAGUGGUUAUAUUUGAAGAGACCUACCCAAGAAACUGUCUUUACUAGUCUCAGUAGUGUACUAGUAAAUCACCAGAAAAUAUACAUGAUGCGUGGAGAAUAUGAAUACUCAAAAGACAGUGGUCCUAUUGAACUUAAUCAAGACGUUCAAAUUCACGCAGAGCCGGGAACUGUCCUUUAUGUCAAACUCAUCAGUCGAUAUCAAACGCUCUUCCGAGUAAACUGGAGGCCACACGAAGAGCAUCGAACAAAGAUUCAAGUGAAAAACCUGGAUGUGGAAGUGACCUGGCCUCACUGGGGCUUUUUCAGAGAGCUAUACGACCUUGCGCUCCGUUAUCGAUGGUCUCCAGAUUGGAAACCUGUCAUCUACAGACAACGCGACAACGUCUUAUUUUUCUCUGAUAACAGCCGUUUGUUUGUUCCCGAUAUGAAGCCCUGGUUUAGACGUGUAGGAUUGAACAUGUUUUCAGUGUUUACUGUCAUGAUCGUCUUAAAAUUGCGGCGAAUGCGCCGCGGAACUCCCGGUGCUCUUAUGUUGAGCUUGCUGGGGACAGGCCUCUACGCUGGUAUCACGGCAUCAAACACACCGGAUCGCAGCUAUGACGAGUUCAAUCUUGACGAAGCAUUCUUCACGACACGAAAGAGCUACAUUCCUAUUUAG
Oikopleura dioica is the source of this 1074-nucleotide messenger RNA. NCBI's taxonomy places the organism in Eukaryota, Metazoa, Chordata, Appendicularia, Copelata, Oikopleuridae. The record is from the annotation of a GenBank genome assembly.